Dendroctonus ponderosae (mountain pine beetle) is the source of this 3263-nucleotide messenger RNA. It is a transcript of the gene Clbn, whose product is annotated as ribosome quality control complex subunit NEMF homolog. NCBI's taxonomy places the organism in Eukaryota, Metazoa, Arthropoda, Insecta, Coleoptera, Curculionidae. The record is from RefSeq and is a predicted model, not a curated record. Gene Ontology annotation, cellular component: RQC complex. Gene Ontology annotation, biological process: ribosome-associated ubiquitin-dependent protein catabolic process; rescue of stalled cytosolic ribosome. Gene Ontology annotation, molecular function: tRNA binding; ribosomal large subunit binding.
AUUCACGCUGUAGCUUCAAUGGAUGUGAAAAAAUCAGUUGCUAACACAUAUUUGCAUUUUUUCCUAAAACGCACAAAAAAGGCGCUUAAGUCUUAAAAAAAACCCUAUAACAACGGCAUUUGAGCAGAAAAACAGCUGGUUUUGGCAUGUAACCUCAAAUUAGAGAGCAUUGCACCUUUCACAGAUCUAUUGUUAUUUAGCCACAAUAUCCAGCGAAGCAAGUGAAGAAAUCAUUGUCACCCAGAAACUUCCUUAUUGCCUGCCAAAAUGAAGACUCGCUUCAAUACUUUCGAUAUUAUCUGCGUUGUUACCGAGCUGCAAAAACUCAUAGGAAUGCGGGUGAACAACAUCUACGAUAUCGACAACAAGACCUACCUGAUCAGGCUGCAAAGCAGUGAGGGAAAACAGGUCCUGCUGUUGGAGUCUGGAAAUCGAAUUCAUUCCACCAACUUUGAAUGGCCUAAGAAUGUCGCCCCUUCAGGCUUCAGUAUGAAACUGAGGAAACAUUUAAAGAACAAACGACUUGAAAGGUUGUCCCAACUUGGAGUAGAUCGGAUACUGGACUUGCAAUUCGGCACAAGUGAAGCCGCUUACCAUGUGAUAUUAGAGCUGUACGAUCGCGGUAAUAUCGUGCUUACCGACCACGAAAUGACCAUUCUGUAUGUUCUGAGGCCGCAUACCGAAGGCGAAAAGGUGAGAUUUGCCGUUCGGGAAAAGUAUCCGCAGAACCGGGCUCGAGAAGAGGAACAAGUGAGCAGGGAGAGAGUGUUGGAAAUUUUGCAAAAAGCGAAACCCGGGGACCAACUGAAGAAAGUGUUACUUUCCAACUUGGAGUUUGGGCCGGCACUUUUGGAGCAUGUUUUGCUGAAGCAAGGGCUUGUUAACUCGGUCAAGAUUGGGAAAACUUUUGAUAUUCACAAUGAUAUUGACAAAGUGAUAACAGCCAUUUCUGAGGCAGAGUCUAUAUUCAAAACUGCCCAAAGCCAACCAUUCAAGGGAUACAUCGUUCAGAAAAAGGAAGAAAGGCCUGCGACUGACACAAAAGAUGUGGAAGAUUUCUACUCGAACCAGGAAUUCCAUCCUAUGCUUUUCCAGCAGCAUUCUUCCAUGCCUUUUAAGGAGUUUGACUCUUUUUGCGUAGCAGUCGACGAGUUUUUCUCUAGCUUAGAAAGUCAAAAAUUGGAGCUUAAAGCUGUGCAGCAGGAACGCGACGCAAUGAAGAAACUAGAAAAUGUACGGAAAGACCACAGCCAACGAUUAAUUGGCUUAGAAAAGGUCCAAGAAGUCGAUAAACAGAAGGGCGAGCUAAUUACGCGAAACCAGGAAUUGGUGGACAGUGCAAUAUUAUCCAUUCAGAUGCUUCUGGGACAACAAAUAUCCUGGGCUGAUAUAGAUGAAGUGGUAACCGAGGCACAGGCAAAAGGAGACCCAGCGGCUCUGAUAAUAAAAAAAUUGAAGCUGGAAAUAAAUAACAUCAGUGUGUUCUUAACCGAUCCGUACGCCGAAAGUGCAGACAGUGAUGCUUCCGACCAAGAGAACCAAAACGCGGACAAAAUCCCUUCAAUGAUUGUAGAUGUUGAUUUGGACUUAACCGCUUUUGCAAACGCCCGAAGAUAUUACGACCAGAAGCGAUCAGCGGCGAAGAAGCAGCAAAAAACCAUGGAGUCGCAUACAAAGGCUCUAAAGUCCGCGGAAAAAAAGACCAAGCAAACUUUGAAGGACGUACAAACCAUAACGAAUAUCAACAAACUGAGAAAGGGAUACUGGUUUGAGAAGUUCUACUGGUUUAUCAGCUCAGAAAACUACUUGGUUAUCGCUGGUAGGGAUCAGCAGCAGAAUGAGCUUAUCGUUAAAAGAUACAUGAAGCCCACGGAUGCUUACGUCCAUGCUGAUAUUCACGGUGCGAGUAGCGUGAUUAUUAAAAAUCCAACCGGUCUUGCUGUGCCUCCGAAGACUCUAAAUGAAGCUGGCACUAUGGCCAUUUGCUACAGCGUUGCUUGGGAAGCGAAAGUGGUAACCAAUGCCUAUUGGGUUUGGGGAGAACAAGUCAGCAAAACCGCCCCCACUGGAGAAUACUUGUCCACUGGUAGUUUUAUGGUCAGGGGGAAGAAGAACUUUUUACCCCCGUCACAUCUAGUGUUGGGAUUGAGUUUUCUAUUUAGACUCGAAGAUGGAUGCAUAGAAAAACACGUGGGUGAAAGAAAGGUCAUCGUCCAAGAGGCGGACGAUUUGAGCACCAUAGAGAGCGAAUCUGGCAAGGACGAUGAUGUCGAAGUGCCCAUUCUAGACGAAAGUGACGAGGACGAAAUGAACAAAGAAGAACAGGCGGAAGGCAGCGAUUCUAAGGAACCAGCUGACGGGAUCUUGAGUGAAGACGAUGAAAACAAAGAUGAACCAUCGGAUAGUGAAGACGAAUCAAACUUCCCGGCUACACAUAUAAAGAUUCAGCACUUUGGAGGCACAAGGCAAAUUGUUACCGAGCCCGUUUUUAAAAGGAACGAGAAAAACGAUGACGAAAAUGUGAUAUAUUUAGGUGACGACAAGCCCAUAAUACUAAACCCAUCCAUGAGUAAGGGCAGAAGUAGAGGCUCAAGUGAAUCCAGCUACAAAGAUCAUAAAAAAUCAGAAAAAAAAAAUGCCGAGCAACAACAGCCGCAAAUAAAAAGAGGGCAGAAAAGUAAACUCAAGAAGAUUAAGGAAAAAUACAAGGACCAGGACGAAGAAGAAAGACAGUUGAGAAUGGAUAUUUUACAGUCAUCUGGCACGCACAAGGAAACGAAAAAAUCGAAGAAAGGUGGCAAAGAUCAGUAUUCGAAAAAUACGAAAAAAGAACCGCGAAUGCCAAGACCGCAAGAACCAAAAGAAGCCAAUGAUUUGGAAGACGAUGAACCUGUUGUGCAGGCUGAUGUGGAAAUAAUCAACGCGUUUACGGGCAUUCCUGCAGAAGACGACGAAUUACUGUUCGCUAUUCCAGUAAUCGCUCCUUACAAUACUUUGUCCAGUUACAAAUUCAAAGUCAAACUGACCCCAGGGAUAUCGAAAAAAGGCAAAGCAUCGAAAACGGCCGUGUCCAUGUUCAUGAAGGACAAGGCGACCACUCCGCGGGAAAAAGACCUGCUAAAAGCCGUCAAAGAUGAACAAUUGGUCAGAAAUAUUCCCGGAAAAGUCAAACUAUCCGCACCUAAAUUGCAGACUCUUAAAAAGUAAAAUGUUACUGUUUAAUUGUAUUUUUGUAGCUAUUAAUAAAUUCUAUUACAUUCUCA